UAGUCCUAAACCAAAGAGUAUGGAAUUCGCGGAUAAACAAGAUUUUUUGAAACUGAUAAUUCUAAGUUUAACGUUAGCAUUAUGGAUUUACUGGCUGUGGACGAGAAAAGAUUUUUACAGAUUCUCAUUACGUUUCCCAGGAUUAUUUGGAUGGCCGCUUUUUGGAAUAUUAUAUCGCAUUAAAAGUCAACAUAAUAUUAUUCAAGAGUUUGGUAAAAUAUUCAAAGACUGUAAGGCCUAUACAAUUUGUACUUGGAUAGGCAUAUACCCGACCAUUUUAACAGCCGACCCACCGUUUAUAAAAGAUGUGCUAUCAUCAAAAGAGUUGCUCAACAAAGCCCAACCAAUAUACAGGCCACUCUAUGACGCAUUCAAAGGUGGUAUUUUAUCAAGCCCAGCGGACGAAUGGCAUAAAAAUCGCCGUUUGAUAAAUCCAAGCUUUUAUCAUAAGGUACUGACCUCAUUUUUGCCCAUAUUUAAUAAGGCUAAAGAUGGAGCUAUUCAAAAAUUCAGUGCAUUGGCAAAUGGUGAACAAGUCUUUAUUAGCGAAGAGUUGCAAAGGUUUACAUUGGGUGUAACAGUUGAAACAACAAUGGGCAAUGUGAUGCGAAAAGGCGAUCAGGUAUCAGAGCAAUUAGUGAAAGCCUAUGUAAUAAGCAUGGAUAAACUGGCAACUGAGAUAUUUUUAGCUUAUGUGAAGCUGGAUUAUUGGUACACUCAUUUUACGAAAGCAUCAAAGGAAUUUAUAUACAAGUAUGUUGAAGAGCUUUUAUAUGGGAAACUCUGCCAAACACCAACUAAGGAAAAUACUCGAAAUAAUGUCAAUAUAAACUCGGAAAAUGCUGCAGACGAGGAUAAUUAUUGGUAUGGGAAUCAAUCAUUUAAUGAGAAGAUACCGAAUAUCUUCAUUGACAGAGCUAUACAUUUUUAUCGCGAAGGAAAAAUGUCGCAUCAUGAUCUCAUUGGUGAAGCGAACACAAUAGUAUCUGCGGCUUUUGAGACCUCUGCCAAUGGAAUAUUAUCAACUCUUUUAAUGUUGGCCAUGCAUCCUCCCGUACAGCAAAGGUUAUUUGAAGAAAUCAUAAAUAUGUUUCCUGAUAAAAAUUUCUACAUGGAUUAUGAAAAUAUUACUAAUCUACCAUAUUUGGAUAUGGUUGUCCAUGAGACUUUGCGCCUAAUGCCCGCUAUACCCAUGAUUGGUCGCCAGGUGGUAAAGGAUACAACACUGAGUAACGGUUUGGUGUUGCCAAAAGGAAUGGAAAUUUUAAUUUCAAUAUUCGAUUUGCAUAGGAGAUCUGAUAUUUGGGGCGCAAAUGCAGAUAAGUUCAAUCCUGACAAUUUUUUGCCAGUUAAUUUACAAGAAAAACAUUCACAUGCAUACAUACCUUUUUCGAAAGGUAUUCGAAAUUGUAUAGGUUGGAAAUAUGCGCUAAUGGCAAUUAAAAUACUAUUGGCAGGUUUUGUUCGGAACUAUUCUUUUGAAACUAGUGUAAAAUUAGAAGAUUUGAAGUUUUCGAAUAAUGUCACACUCAAAUACACUAAUGAGCCUGCAUUUACUAUAAAGCAUCGUGAAAAUUAAAGUCCUUAUUUAUAAUGAAAUGAAAUCUAUGUUAUAAAAAUUAUGUUGUUAUUUAUUAAUUAAAUAAAAUAUUUGUUAUUUAUUUA
Molecule: messenger RNA, 1665 nt
Organism: Zeugodacus cucurbitae (melon fly)
Lineage: Eukaryota; Metazoa; Arthropoda; Insecta; Diptera; Tephritidae
Product: probable cytochrome P450 313a4
Exons: 8
Coding region: 20-1579 (519 amino acids)
Molecular function (GO): monooxygenase activity; oxidoreductase activity, acting on paired donors, with incorporation or reduction of molecular oxygen; iron ion binding
Source: RefSeq, a predicted model, not a curated record